GGUCUCAUGGAUUCUGCCUGCACUCUGCGACCAUUCCGCAGUAACACGUCGUCCAAGUCGGUUUCGCAGCGUUCCCUGGACCUAGCCUCUUGCCACGAGGCAUCACUCAUCCUCGAGAUGCUCAAAGAACUGAUUUAUCGAGGGACCAAUUUCUUUUAGUGAUCCUCUUCUUCUCUGGAUAAACUUUAUCCUUCAAAUGAUUUUGAUUUCUUGAAAAGUCUCUCGAUCGGUGGAAUUUCACGUGCCAAAUAUGGUUAGGAUUCCUUGAACUCUUUGGUUUCGAGGUGGUGAACGGUGAACAGGAUAACUUUAACAAGUUUCGCGUCAAAGGAUAUCGUGGCCGGCGAUUCUCGAAACAUUCGAGAUAAAAGUCAUUGGCUCUUAGGAAUCAAUUGUGUUUCGGUUGUUCCGAUGACGUUUCGUUUUUCGAAUCUAAAAAGAUGAAAGAUUAUGAAGAAGGUCGAGAGGAUUUUAUCAUGGUGAACAACGAUGCUUGUCGUAAACGCCUCGAGGAGCGGAAGUGACAAGAAUCUUUUGGUGUUUGAAGAGUUCACGGAAUGAUUGAGAAUUAAAAUGUGUUUACCCAUUGGUGUUUCGAGUGACUGCUUUGGCUGACACUUCCGCGACCGGUUGUUCGACAAACAGAUGAGAUAUGAGUUACGUCGUGUGAAAAAUGAUCGAUUUCCCGCGAAAUAUCGGAAAUUUGAAGAACGAUACGAUGGAAAUGAUCCAACACGGAUUGUGUUAUCGAUAUUAAUUCAAAAGUAAAGUGGUUCUCUCCGAUAAAAAGUGGAAAAGUGGUCAAUCUUGUCCAGAGCAAUAAUUAACUCGUCUUUAACGACUUUGGAUACACCCGGUUCGGCAAGAUGGCGGCCUGCAGCGGCUUACUCAUUAUUCUGCGAUUACUUCUCAUCGCCGUGGCGUCGACCGUGCCAGGAACAUGGAUAAAUAUCGGUUUGCAACACUAUCCGCAAUUGGACACCGCUCAAAUGAUGGAGACUUACGACGUAGCCGCGUCUAGCAUUUGUCACGGGUUGAAAGGUCUUUCGCAAGGCCAAGGAAAGCUUUGUCAGUUAUCGGUGGAUCAUAUGCCGAGCGUGGCUAAGGGUGCAAAAUUUGGGAUUCUUGAGUGUCAACAUCAAUUCCACGAUCGAAGAUGGAAUUGUUCCACUGUCUCUAAUGAAUCCGUGUUUGGACCUAUGCUUAGAAUAGGUAUAAAUCUUUUAUACGCGAGUAGAGAAACUGCAUUCGUUCAUGCAAUCACAACUGCAGGAGUGGUGUAUUCAAUAAGUCGAUCUUGCAGAGACGGACAAUUAUCUUCGUGUGGUUGUUCUAGAAGUAGCAGACCCAGAGAUCUAAAACGAGAUUGGAUCUGGGGUGGAUGCGGGGAUAAUCUCGAAUACGGUUAUAAAUUUACACAAGCAUUUGUUGAUGUAAAAGAACGUGAAAGAAGCUUUAAAAGAGGUAGCAGAGAACAAGGUAGAAGUCUGAUGAAUCUUCAUAAUAACGAAGCUGGACGUAGGGCGGUUAUAAAACGAUCCAAAGUAACAUGCAAGUGCCAUGGAGUUUCUGGAAGUUGCAGCUUAAUUACUUGCUGGCAGCAACUUGCAUCAUUUCGAGAAAUUGGUGAUUUUCUUUUAGAUAAAUACGAUGGAGCAACAGAAGUCAGAGUAAACAGACGUGGUCGUUUAUCUAUGCGAGAUCCAAGAUUUUCGUUACCUACAGCGAAUGAUUUAGUUUAUUUGGAUGACUCUCCAAAUUAUUGUCUUCCUAAUGAAACACUCGGAUCAUUAGGUACACAUGGAAGAAUUUGCAACAGAACAUCAUCUGGCAUGGAUGGAUGUAAUCUCCUUUGUUGUGGUAGAGGUUACAAUACACAAAAAUCAACCAUUAAAGAAAGAUGCGAAUGCAAAUUUCGUUGGUGUUGUUUCGUUGAAUGCAAAACUUGUGUCAAAAGCGUAGAUAUUCAUACUUGCAAAUAAAAUUUAAAUUAAUC
Molecule: messenger RNA, 1996 nt
Organism: Apis laboriosa (Himalayan honeybee)
Lineage: Eukaryota; Metazoa; Arthropoda; Insecta; Hymenoptera; Apidae
Product: protein Wnt-5b-like
Exons: 9
Coding region: 867-1982 (371 amino acids)
Biological process (GO): neuron differentiation; canonical Wnt signaling pathway; cell fate commitment
Cellular component (GO): extracellular region
Molecular function (GO): cytokine activity; frizzled binding
Source: RefSeq, a predicted model, not a curated record